AUGCAUCAUUUCCACCAUUUACCCACGCAAGACAACAUCAUUAGCACAAACCUCUAGUUGUCCGUUUCAUGACGGGAUCAGCUAUGAUGGAGUCAAUGGAGUGUUGUGUCCCACCUGGGUUCCGGUUCCAUCCGACGGACGAGGAGCUUGUAGGGUAUUACUUGAGAAAGAAAGUCGCAUCGCAGAAGAUCGAUCUUGACGUUAUCAGAGACAUUGAUCUUUACAGAAUCGAACCAUGGGAUCUCCAAGAGAGAUGCAGGAUCGGGUAUGAAGAGCAAAACGAGUGGUACUUUUUCAGCCACAAGGACAAGAAGUAUCCGACAGGGACGAGGACUAACAGAGCGACAAUGGCGGGAUUCUGGAAGGCGACCGGAAGAGACAAGGCCGUGUAUGAUAAGUCUAAACUUAUUGGGAUGAGAAAAACACUUGUCUUCUACAAAGGAAGAGCCCCAAAUGGCCAGAAAACAGAUUGGAUCAUGCAUGAGUACAGACUUGAAUCAGAUGAGAAUGGACCUCCACAGGCAAGCAUUUACAUUUACAUAUACAUGUUAUCAUCUUCUUCAUGUCAAGUCACUGAUUGGAGAGCUCUUGACAAGUUUGUUGCUUCACAAUUAAGCCAAGAAGACCAAUAUGAUCAUGGAGGACACAAUCAUGGAGCCUCAUCGUCGAACUUUGGAAUUGAUAAUAUAAGUAUUUCAAGCAGUGAGAUGGAUUUGUUGUUAUUGCAGAGUAGAAGAGAAGAAGAGAAUAAGCUAAAUGGAUUCUUGAAUAUUUCAAGCUCAGACUGCGAUAUUGGAAUAUGUGUAUUUGAGAAAUGAUGAUGAUGAUGAUGGAAGAUCUAUUGGUAGUAUUAUAUGAAUAUUCGAUGGAUAAUGGAUCGAACAUAUAUAUAAUAUUCUUGUAAAAAAAUAUGGUUGUGAAUGAGUGAAAAAUUCUCUCUCUGAAUUCAACAAUUCAUAUCGAUUCUAAUUAUUCGAUGGAGAAAAAGAUUAUGCAAGAGAAGAAUAAAUUAG
Messenger RNA from Carica papaya (papaya), 1013 nucleotides. NCBI's taxonomy places the organism in Eukaryota, Viridiplantae, Streptophyta, Magnoliopsida, Brassicales, Caricaceae. The record is from RefSeq and is a predicted model, not a curated record.